Dipodomys spectabilis (banner-tailed kangaroo rat) is the source of this 2038-nucleotide messenger RNA. RefSeq names its product heterogeneous nuclear ribonucleoprotein A3-like. The record is from RefSeq and is a predicted model, not a curated record. Gene Ontology annotation, molecular function: RNA binding. Lineage: Eukaryota; Metazoa; Chordata; Mammalia; Rodentia; Heteromyidae.
AUGGAUAGGCCUCAGACAUUCCACAGUUACCUGGAAGACAUUAUCAACUACUGCUGGGAGCUUGAGGAGGGGAAACCCAACCCCCUGAGAGAAGCCAGUUUCCAAGACCUGCUUCUUUGUACCCGCGUGGAGAUUCUGCACCACCUCUGUGAUUACCAUCUAGAUGCAGAUGAUGUUUUCAAUCUACUCAAGUUCAUUGUUUUCCCCAACCCUCCUUCCUUUUCUGCCAAGGGUCUGGAUGCAGACAGUCUUCGUGUAGAACCUCUAGGGGAAAACAAUUCAGGGGCACUCUACUGGUAUUUCUAUGGAACACGAAUGUAUAAAGAGGAUCUGGUACAAGGGAGGUCUAAUGGAGAACUCUCCUUGAGCAGCUGCAAACCAUCUCUUUCAAUCAAAUUUAUACCCUUUCAAAAUAUAUUUCAAAAUUAUGCACCCUCGGCCUCUUCCUCUCGGUCCCAUAUUGAACUCGAGUUGGAAGAGGCGAGUCCGGUCUCAAAAUGGAGUUUAAAAGUGCCUGUAACCUCUGCUGGGGCUUCCAGUCUGCCUUGGACUGGGAGCCCAUUUGCACAAAAGCCAAAUAAACUCCUCUUGCUUAUUGCAGCUGCUGGCUUGGAGUCUUGGUUCUUGGGGUGCCCUCCCUUUGAAGAAAGCAUCCCAGAGAGACAUUCUGAGAAAUUGGGCACACUCACAGAUGGUGUGGUAAUGAGAGAUCCUCAGACAGAAUGUUCCAGGGGCUUCGGUUUUGUGACUUAUUCUUGUGUUGAAGAGGUGGAUGCAGCCAUGUGUGCUAGAUCCCACAAGGUUGAUGGACGUGUUGUGGAACCAAAGAGGGCUUCUAGAGAGGAUUCUGUGAAGCCAGGAGCCCAUCUAACAGUGAAGAAAAUUUUUGUUGGUGGUAUUAAAGAAGAUACAGAAGAAUAUAAUUUGAGAGACUACUUUGAAAAAUAUGGCAAGAUUGAAACCAUAGAAGUUAUGGAAGACCGGCAGAGUGGAAAAAAGAGAGGAUUUGCUUUUGUAACUUUUGAUGAUCAUGAUACAGUUGAUAAAAUUGUUGUUCAGAAAUACCACACUAUUAAUGGGCAUAAUUGUGAAGUGAAAAAGGCCCUUUCUAAACAAGAGAUGCAGUCUGCUGGAUCACAAAGAGGUCGUGGAGGUGGAUCUGGCAACAUUAUGGGUCGUGGAGGAAACUUUGGAGGUGGUGGAGGUAAUUUUGGACGUGGUGGAAACUUUGGUGGAAGAGGAGGCUAUGGUGGUGGAGGUGGUGGCAGCAGAGGUAGCUAUGGAGGAGGUGAUGGUGGAUACAAUGGAUUUGGAGGUGAUGGUGGCAACUAUGGUGGCCGUCCUGGUUAUAGUAGUAGAGGAGGCUAUGGUGGUGGUGGAACAGGUUAUGGAAACCAAGAUGGAGGAUAUGGGGGUGGUGGAGGAGGAUACGAUGGUUACAAUGAAGGAGGAAAAUUUGGUGGCGGUAACUAUAAUGGUUUUGGAAAUUACAGUGGACAACAGCAAUCAAAUUAUGGACCCGUGAAAGGGGGCAGUUUUGGUGGAAGAAGCUCUGGCAGUCCAUAUGGUGGUGGUUAUGGAUCUGGUGGUGGAAGUGGUGGAUAUGGUAGUAGAAGGUUUUAAAAACAACAGAAAAAGGGCUACAAUUGUUAGCAGGAGAGAGAGCGAGGAGUUGUCAGGAAAGCUGCAGUUUACUUUGAGACAGUCAUCCCAAAUGCCUUAGAGGAACUGUAAAAAUCUGCCACAGAAGGAACGAUGAUCCAUAGUCAGAAAAGUUACUGCAGCUUAAACAGGAAACCCUUCUUGUUCAGGACUGUCACAGCCACAGUUUGCAAAAAGUGCAGCUAUUGAUUAAUGCAACGUAGUGUCAAUUAGAUGUACAUUCCUGAGGUCUUUUAUCUAUUGUAGCUUUUUCUUUUUCUUUUCAUUACAUCAGCUAUAUUGCCCUGUGAAUUGUGGUAGUGGUACCAGGAAUAAAAAAUUAAGGAAUUUUUAACUUUUCAAUAUUUGUGUAGUUCAGUUUUUCUACAUUUUAGUA